CGUCGACGCACCUCACUCGCUUCGCAACUUCCUUUCCUUGCGAACGAACCCUUGAACACGUCCAGUCGUGUCUUGUUGGCAUUGAUCAAAACCCGUAACAAAAAUGAUCUCGCAGGUCUCUAUCCGUUCAACGUCGGCUUCGCUCCGCGCCAUCCCCCGCGUUUCCUGCAACUUCUCGUCUACCGCAAUCAUGGCUGAGCAGAAGUACCGUGAGGAGCGCGACACGUUCGGCCCUCUCCAGGUGCCCGCCAACCGCUACUGGGGUGCCCAGACCCAGCGUUCGCUCCUCAACUUUGACAUUGGUGGCCCCACUGAGCGCAUGCCCCCUCCCCUCAUCAAGGCGUUUGGUGUCCUCAAGAAGGCUGCCGCCCACGUCAACCAGGGCUACGGCCUCAAGCCCGAGAUUGCCGACGCCAUCUCGCGCGCGUCCGACGAUGUCAUCUCGGGCAAGCUCAUCGACGAGUUCCCCCUCGUCGUCUUCCAGACCGGCUCGGGCACCCAGACCAACAUGAACGUCAACGAGGUCAUCUCGAACCGUGCCAUUGAGCUCCUUGGCGGUGAGCUCGGCUCCAAGAAGCCCGUCCACCCCAACGACCACGUCAACAUGUCGCAGUCGUCCAACGACACCUUCCCCACUGCCAUGCACGUUGCCGCUGUUGUUGAGAUCCGCUCCAACCUCAUCCCCGCCCUUACCGAGCUCCGCAACGCCCUCGAGGUCAAGCGCGAGGCGUUCGACAAGAUCAUCAAGAUCGGCCGUACCCACCUCCAGGACGCUACUCCCCUCACCCUCGGCCAGGAGUUCUCGGGCUACGUUACCCAGCUCACCCGCGGCAUUGAGCGUGUCGAGGGCACCCUCAAGCACCUUUCGCAGCUCGCCCAGGGUGGUACUGCUGUCGGCACCGGCCUGAACACCAAGAAGGGCUUUGACGUCAAGGUCGCCGACGAGAUCUCCAAGAUCACCGGCUUCCCCUUCGAGACCAACCCCAACAAGUUCGAGGGUCUUGCCGCCCACGACGCCAUUGUUGAGGCCUCGGGUGCCCUCAACGUUAUUGCCGUUUCGCUCUUCAAGAUCGCCAACGACAUCCGUUACCUCGGCUCGGGACCCCGCUGUGGUCUUGGUGAGCUCGAGCUCCCCGAGAACGAGCCCGGAUCGUCGAUCAUGCCCGGCAAGGUCAACCCCACCCAGUGCGAGGCCCUUACCAUGGUCGCCGCUCAGGUCAUGGGCAACAACAUGACCAUCUCGGUCGCUGGCUCGCAGGGCCAGUUCGAGCUCAACGUCUUCAAGCCUGUUCUCAUCAAGAACCUCCUCCAGUCCAUCCGCCUCCUCGCUGACGGCUCGCGCUCGUUCACCAAGAACUGCGUUGUCGGCAUCAAGGCCAACGAGAAGAAGAUCUCGCAGAUCAUGAACGAGUCGCUCAUGCUUGCCACGUGCCUCAACUCGGUUCUCGGCUACGACGACGUUGCCGCCAUUGCCAAGAACGCCCACAAGAAGGGCAUCACCCUCCGCGAGUCGGCCCUCGAGUCGGGCAAGAUCACCGGCGAGGAGUUCGACAAGCGUGUCCGCCCUGAGCUCAUGCUCGGCCCCGACGAGGUGUAAUCGUCUCGGACACAAGUCUAAAAGCAGGAGUGCAUGUAGUGCGGAUGUAUGGCGUUGCAGAC
Vanrija pseudolonga is the source of this 1659-nucleotide messenger RNA. RefSeq names its product Fumarate hydratase, mitochondrial (gene FUMR). NCBI's taxonomy places the organism in Eukaryota, Fungi, Basidiomycota, Tremellomycetes, Trichosporonales, Trichosporonaceae. Gene Ontology annotation, biological process: tricarboxylic acid cycle; malate metabolic process; fumarate metabolic process. Bases 104 to 1597 code for a protein of 497 amino acids. Gene Ontology annotation, molecular function: fumarate hydratase activity. The record is from RefSeq and is a predicted model, not a curated record. Gene Ontology annotation, cellular component: mitochondrion; tricarboxylic acid cycle heteromeric enzyme complex. The transcript has 6 exons.